Dryobates pubescens (Downy woodpecker) is the source of this 1278-nucleotide messenger RNA. RefSeq names its product bone morphogenetic protein 10 (gene BMP10). Gene Ontology annotation, molecular function: cytokine activity; growth factor activity. Gene Ontology annotation, cellular component: extracellular region. Gene Ontology annotation, biological process: SMAD protein signal transduction; BMP signaling pathway. Bases 1 to 1278 code for a protein of 425 amino acids. Lineage: Eukaryota; Metazoa; Chordata; Aves; Piciformes; Picidae. The record is from RefSeq and is a predicted model, not a curated record. The transcript is spliced from 2 exons.
AUGGAUUCUGUGGCCCUCCAGCUGUGGGCUGUCCUCUCCCUCUGGGUUCACCUUGCCGCUGGCAGUCCCAUCCUCAGCUUGGAGCACUCUUCCCUGGAGGAGGACGUGCCCCUCUUCGAUGAGAUCCUCUCCGAGCAGGACGGUGUCGACUUCAACACCCUGCUCCAGAACAUGAAAAACGACUUCUUGAAGACCUUGAACCUCUCUGACAUCCCCCUGCACGAAUCGGCCAGGGUGGACCCUCCAGAGUACAUGCUGGAGCUCUACAACAGGUUUGCCACCGACAGGACUUCCAUGCCCUCCGCAAACAUCAUCAGGAGCUUCAAGAACGAAGACUUGGCUUCCCACCCUGUUGGUGUCACAGGAAUUCGGAGAUACCCUCUUCUCUUCAAUGUUUCCAUCCCUCACCACGAAGAAAUCAUCAUGGCCGAGCUAAGGCUCUACACCUUGGUGGAGCAGGACCAGAUGCUCUACCACGGGCUGGACCGGAAGGUCACCAUCUUUGAAGUGCUGGAAACCGAGCCUGUGGGGGUAGGGGAAGAGAGGAAAAUAAUGCCCCUGGCAUCCAGGCACAUCUACGGCACGAGCAGCGAGUGGGAGACCUUCGAGGUGACCGAAGCCAUCCGGCGCUGGCGGAGGGCAGGGCUGACCACGCACCGGCUGGAAGUGCACAUCGAGAGCAGGGAAGGGGAGGAGCAGCCCGGGGAGGGGAAGCUGGAUAUCGACAUCAACUCGGAGGCCAAGCACGUGCCCCUGCUGAUCGUGUUCUCCGACGACCAGAGCAACGACAGGAAGGAGGAGAAGCAGGAGCUGAACGAAAUGAUAGACCACGAGCAGCUGCUGGACUUGGAGAACCUGGAGGUUGGGAACUUCCACGGGCAGCCGGGGGAGGAGGCGCUGCUGCAGAUGCGCUCCAACAUCAUCUACGACUCCACCGCCCGCAUCCGCAGGAACGCCAAAGGCAACUACUGCAAGAAGACUCCGCUCUACAUCGACUUCAAGGAGAUCGGCUGGGACUCCUGGAUCAUCGCCCCGGCGGGCUACGAAGCCUACGAGUGCCACGGGGUGUGCGCCUACCCCCUCACCGAGCACGUCACGCCCACCAAGCACGCCAUCGUCCAGACUUUGGUUCACCUGAAGAACCCCCAGAAAGCCUCCAAGGCCUGCUGCGUGCCCACCAAGCUCGACCCCAUCUCCAUCCUCUACUUAGACGCGGGGGUGGUCACCUACAAGUUCAAGUACGAGGGCAUGGUGGUGUCAGAGUGCGGCUGCAGAUAG